AAAACAAUCUCCAAAAACUUCGCAAUUCAUUUCUACUUCCUAGAUUUCUUAUACAAUCAGUGAUUUUAGAAAAACAGAUGACGAGUAAAAUUGCUUCAAUCACCAACAUUGUUACUCAAAAUUCAUCUUCUGCUUACUUCAAUGGUCGCGGUAAUCUUCUUCAUUUCUCUCCUCCUUUCCUUUUUCCUUUAUCUCGUUUUCAAUUUCGAGAUUAUUAUAGUUAUUGCGCAAAAGAGGAUUUUGAAGUUGAUGAACCUCAAAUGUUCCUAAAAUCUGUGAGACAUGAAUGCAAAUUAGGGUUUUGCAACAUUAGUCGUCCCCUUUCUAUGUUUGAUGCUAUGAUAUCUUUGAGUCCUCUUCCUAGUAUAAUUGAUUUCAAUCAGCUUUUAAGUGCAAUGUGUAAGAUGAAACCCCACCCCCCUUUCUCCACUGUUAUUUCUCUCUUUAGGCAGCUUCAGCUGUCCGGCAUCUCACCCAAUCUUUAUUCCCUCAACAUCUGUGCCAAUUGUUACUGCCGCUCUGGUCGUGUUGAUUUCGGGUUUUCCAUUCUCGCCAAGUUGUUUAAGUUUGGCCAUCAACCCACUAUUGUCACUUUCACUACCUUAAUUGACGGCCUUAUUCAUUUUGAUCGACUGGACGAAGCUGUUCAAUUGCUCGAUAAGACCAUCAAGCUUGGCUUCCGACCUGACAUCUUCACCUAUGGGACUAUGUUUAAAGGUCUCUGCAAACGAGGAAACAAUGUUGGUGCUCUUAAGUUGCUUAGGACUAUGGAAUCUCAUGGCCAUUACUUGCCUAAUGUUGUCAUAUAUAAUACCGUCAUUGAUAGUCUCUGCAAAGAUAAGUUUUUAUCUAAAGCCCUCAAACUUUUUGAGGAGAUGAAACACAAACACAUUUCCCCUAAUGUCAUCACUUACAAUACGCUAAUUCGUGGUAUGUGCACUCUGGGGAAGUGGAAAGAUGCUCAAGAGAUGUUGACUCAGAUGUUGGACAACAAUGUAGUUGCUGAAGUGGAGACCUACAACAUGUUGAUUGACAUGUAUUGUAAAGAAGGGAUGGUUGCUGAAGCAAGGGCUAUAUUUGAUUCCAUGAUUGACACUGGUGAGGUUCCAAAUAUCAUCACUUACAAUGCUUUAAUAGAUGGAUAUUGCUUAUGUGGUGAGAUGGAAGAGGCUGAAAAGGUAAUGGAUUUGAUGGUAAAACAUGAAUGCAAACCUGAUGUGGUUACUUUUAGCAGCUUAAUCAAUGGAUAUUCAAAGGCUAAAAAGGUUGACGAAGCUGUGCAUCUUUUCCAAGAAAUGCCACAUAAAGGACUUACUCCUAAUGUUGUCACAUAUAGCACUCUAAUUGAUGCCCUGGGCAAGGACAAUCAAGUACAUUUUGCACGCAAGCUCUUUAAAGAUAUGGAAUCUCAUGGCUUAAAACCAGAUGUAGUCACUUAUAGUUCGUUGAUUCAUGGUCUAUGUCAAAAUGCACUGAUUGACGAGGCAUCACAUUUUAAUCACAUGAAGAGCAGUGGUGUGCUACCCGAUACUUUCACGUACACUAUCUUUAUUGAUGGCUUGUGUGAAGCUGGCCGACUUGAAGAGGCUGUGAAUAUCUUCUCCUUUCUUGUAGCUAAGGGGUUACCUCUAGAUGUGCGUACCUACACCGCAAUGGUCAAAGGAUUUUGUAAGAAAGGGCUACUAACUGAUGCGAACAAGCUGAUAAAGAAAAUGGAAGAUGAUGGAUGUCCUCCAGAUGGGUGCACCUACAAUACAAUUAUCAAGCGAUUCCUUCAUGGUCAUGAUGUGAAAAAGGCGUUGGAGCUUGUCAGCAUUAUGACCAGCAAAGGUUUUGCAGCUGACACUGAAACUACUUCGUUUUUAUUUCACUUACUCAAUGAUCCUAGAAUUAGCGAAGAAAACAAGGCCUUGCUUCAAAAGUUCUUCGAAUUAUGAGUAAGUACUUUGUAGAUGCAGAAGUUAAUAUUUUUAGUCUUACCUAUCAUCUAUCAUUAUCAUUUUACUGAAUGAAGUCUGUUUAUGAAGGCAGAGAUCUUCAUCUUGAUGCCUUGAAUUCCUUCCCUAUGCUUGCCUCUCUUAAAAUGCACAAUUUAUAUACUUCCUAAAUUUAUAGGCAUGUAAAAGUGAAAUGGUUUCAAUUUUACGAGCACACAUGAUUGUGAAGCUUUUGUACUAGGAGUAUAAUCCAACUUUUAUAGCUAGUGAGUGUUGAUGUACCUUGGUAGAGAAUAUAACUGCAUUUUUUUUCUACACCAGGUUCCAAAUUUAUGUACGAGAAUAAUCUCAGAUUAUAUGCUAUAUUCUUGAUUACUUUUCUUCAAUCUGCGCGUCAUAACAAGGAGGCAAGGUGUUUGAUUAUUUUGUAAUGGUGUGCCGUAGGAUAGUCUGGUUCGUGGAUUGGGAUAAGAUAAGAUCGACAUAUGUGAAAAAGAAAACAGUCGUUUUAUGUGAAGUCUUUCAGAUUUUUAUGAUGUGAAGAAAGUUCAGGGUGGUGCACCUGUCCCCCCCUCAAUUUCCACAGUAAUAAGAAAACAGGUGGUACUGCUUGCUUGUUAUCCUGCUCUUCUGGAGCUAUAGAAAUCUUCACAUGUUUUUUUUUUUCUUUGUAGUUGUUUAGGUUCAAUUCAGUCUUGAAAAUCCCAAAUUUCUUUGCUAAUAGUUUUAUUUUCUUUUAGAUAUAUGUAUAUAUAUAUAUGUACAUAUAUUUAUAUAGAUAAUGUGUGUGUGAUGUUGUUGACUAAUAGUUUAGGAAAAGGAAAUGAAGUAUGAAUUUGAAAUGAUUUUAACAUUGAGCAUGAUUCAUUUUGCUUGAGAUUUAGGAGAACUUGCAACUUGGAGGUUAUUCCAUGACAAAUUAGAAUAAUAUAAGCUUCGUGCACAUUUAGAUAGUUUGAUAAACGAUUGUUUAGGGGAGUUUGUAGGAAAAGGUAGAAUCAUUUCUAUGGGUUUAACUUUUUAUUUUUAUUUUAUGCUUUGUGGUUCCCUCUUGUGUCUUUAGAGUUGCUAUGUGAACACCUUGUUAACAUGCUCUUAUACUAAUGAGGCACAAGAGUUAGAUGUAGUAGGAAGUGGCUGGAAGUGUAAGGUUGUUGUGGUACACAUAUCUUUCUCUACAUACUUUAUGAGUUCUACAUAUGUAUUUUUUUUAAGAGAUGAAUUAUAUCAUAGAAAUAGAAGAAGUUCUCUAUUUAUCUUUCUUGAAUUUCUCUCUUUUUAGGCAGACAUAGAGCAAGGUAGUAUUGGAAGAGGAAGAGAGAAGCAGCCAAGAGGAAGAGAGCACUAGUGGCAACACAAAAAUGGGUUUUCAUCCAAUACAAUGGAAUCACCGAAUCAGUUAAAGGUUAGCAAACAUGUACUUAUGGCUUAAGAAGGGAUCCUGGGAAGGCUAGGAAGAAACCUGUUGGGAUUUUACAUGUCAAGGUUGUGAAAGCGAUGAAUCGAUAAACGAAGGAUUUUCUUGGAGCUGCCGACCCAUAUGUCAAGAUGAAACUUACAGAGGACAAGCUUCCUUCGAAGAAAACUACUGUCAUAUUUGAAAAUCUAAAUCAUUAAUGGAAUCAAGAAUUCGCUUUGUCAAAAAUCCACUGACUUAUUGAACAUUGAAUUUUUUUGCAUUCUGUUAUUAAGUACAAUUCUAAGCGGUCAGUCUUCAUCGAGGGCUGCCCAAUUAAUUACUUAGCUAUAUCAAGUAAAAUAUGUCUCAAAAUUUGAUUUGAUGAUUGUAUGUGAAACAUAUAUGACUGUAUGAAUUAGGCAAGUAUGUC
Beta vulgaris subsp. vulgaris (sugar beet) is the source of this 3766-nucleotide messenger RNA. Its product is annotated as pentatricopeptide repeat-containing protein At1g63330. Lineage: Eukaryota; Viridiplantae; Streptophyta; Magnoliopsida; Caryophyllales; Amaranthaceae. Gene Ontology annotation, molecular function: protein binding. The record is from RefSeq and is a predicted model, not a curated record.